GUCGCGGUGGCCGUUCCUAUCCGCUCCGGCCAGCCGGCUAUAAAAGCCGCGGCCCGAGCCCUUCCCCGAGCACCUCAGCUCUCUAGCACUCUCCCUAUCCCUCCUAGCCUCCUCCCCGGCCUCUUAAUCAAGCUCGAGGAGCUACAGUUCCAUCCAAUCGCCGCCACGGCCGCCGCCUUGGUCCUCCCAAAUUGGAGCUGCCCCGAACCUCUCAUGUCCAUCUUCUGUGACCAGAGGAACCCCCAAGGUGGCGGCUCCAGGAGCUCGAACCCUUCUCGGGAUACCAGUUCCAAGCGACUUCGCAAUCCAGAUGCAUGCUAGGAAUUCAAGGUUCCGAAGUGCAACUUCAAGCAGCCCGCUUACAAGAACAAGGAUAACAUUUUCAAUUGGGAUACUAUGCCGCAAGCAUAGUUUCUAAUUCACCGGAAGAGCAACCCCUAUGUCAUCGAUAGGGUUCAUCUCCAGGGAUGUGAACUGUUAUAGUCCAUGUAGCAGGCUCUCAUUUAUGAAGAUGUGAUCAAGACCAAGAAAAAUAGCUAUGUACCAGUUCAGUGGAUGGACAUGGACCAUCUCAAGAAGGACCUGACGUACUUUGGUGAACCUCUGCACAUGGUGGAACAGCUUGGGAUUGCGGAGCUUAUCACGUUUCACCUUGACUUUGAUCCUGAGAUUGUGGCUCAGUUCUUUGUCACAAUCCACUUCCACACUGAUGCGAAGCGCACUAUGACUUGGGUGACCAAUGGGGAGAGGCUAUCUGCUACUUGGAAGGAGUUUAUGGAUCUUAUGAACAUUCGUGAUGAGGGGCUUGAGAACCCACUUGGUUUGCACCCACACGCAAAGCCAUCUGCUACACCUAAGGAGAAGCUGCUGCCCUACUUUAUUGAGAAGGUGUCCCCAUCUGGUGAGGUCUCUCACGUGUCGAACCAAUUCCUUGAUGUCAUGCACCGAAUCUUUCGCAACACUCUUUUUCUGUGCGUUGGCAACAAGGACCAGGUGCAUUCAUACCUGGUGGAUAUGCUUUUGAUGUGUCAGAAAGGGCAGGCUCGUGCCUUUGGACUGCUUGAUGUGUCUCACGUCAUGUGGAGUGAGCUACAGCCGACAAUAUUUCAUCGUAAGGUUGACAUCUAUGGCCCUUAUUUGUUUUACUUGACACAUGCAAAGUGGUCGGUGUCCUUUCUAGAUAUAGAGUUUCAUGCUCCCGACUGGAUCCGCCAUGAGCCUAUUAAGCUACGUGAGAAGAACAAGUGAUCCAACACCACAACUACACCUGCUGCUGCCACCGCGGAUACCGAUGAGGAUGAUGAUGAGGAUGCGGCUGAGGAUAAGGGCAUUCCAGAGACACAUGUGCCUUCCUCUGCCAAGCCAUCUUGGGCUAAGAAGCUCGAGGACCGGAUGAAGACUUUGUUUUGCAUGCAUGCGAAGGGGCAGUACAUGACUCAUGAUGCUCAGAAGGAGAGCCGUCAGUGCAACAAGCUGAAUCUAAGGAAUCUCGACGUGCACAUCUCCUGUGGGUCUGAGCAAGACAUUACUCCUGAAGCUGCUUGGAUGGAAAAGAAGAAUCUUUAGUGGGCUGAGUCUGAUAAAGAGUCUGAUGAGGAGACAUAAGAGGAGACCGAUGAGGAGUCUGAUGAGGAGUCUGAUGGUUGAUUCCUCUACAUCUCAAGCUACCACCUGUGUCUUAGGAAUCCUCUCUACCUUUUGGUGUCUCGAUGCCAAAGGGGGAGAGAGUGUAGGAUUUGCAAGUUUCUUCGCUUUCGGUGUCGCUUUGUUCGUUGAACUUUCGUUGCUACUUUGGUUGGUUUUGUUUUGUGUGUGAGACUAGUAGACGUCGUACUCUAUCAUAUGGUGUGAGACAUAUGCUAUCACUCCUCUAUCUUUAUUAUCUCAUUAUUAUCCAAUUUGUUAGUAGCUUGUGAGUCUAAUUAUUAUGUGCCCUUAUCUUCAUGCUCACAUGCUAUGCCUUGCUUCCAUGCUUAGUGUUUAUUCAGUUUGUUCCAAGAAAUGCCUCGUCUAUAAAAUCUAGGGGAGUGCUAUUCCUUGGUU
Hordeum vulgare subsp. vulgare (domesticated barley) is the source of this 2043-nucleotide messenger RNA. RefSeq lists its product as uncharacterized. The transcript has 2 exons. Lineage: Eukaryota; Viridiplantae; Streptophyta; Magnoliopsida; Poales; Poaceae. The record is from RefSeq and is a predicted model, not a curated record. Bases 556 to 1248 code for a protein of 230 amino acids.